This is a messenger RNA of Mercurialis annua (annual mercury), 669 nucleotides long. Its product is annotated as pentatricopeptide repeat-containing protein At4g19191, mitochondrial-like. Gene Ontology annotation, biological process: RNA modification. Lineage: Eukaryota; Viridiplantae; Streptophyta; Magnoliopsida; Malpighiales; Euphorbiaceae. The record is from RefSeq and is a predicted model, not a curated record. Gene Ontology annotation, cellular component: intracellular membrane-bounded organelle. Gene Ontology annotation, molecular function: protein binding; RNA binding. The transcript is spliced from 2 exons. The coding region runs from base 1 to 669 and encodes 222 amino acids.
AUGGUUAGAUCUUCACUCUGCUCUCGCCAUAACCAAUUUUCAAAUCUUUCAAUAACCAUCAAUAUUAACACAUUUAACUCCCAAAUCCGACAAGCUGUAAAUCAAGACAACCCCCAAAAAGCCCUAACCCUGUUUCGCGAGUUGAAACAAUUAGGGUUACAACCCAACAACUUGACCUUUCCUUUCCUAUCCAAAGCCUGUGCGAAGCUCUCCAGUCUCGGACACUCUAAGAUCAUCCAUACCCAUGUCAUAAAAUCACCCUUUCACUUCAAUGUCUUUGUCCAGACAGCUCUGGUUGACAUGUACAUGAAAUGUCAUCAGGUGGAGUUAGCAUACAAGGUGUUUGUUAAAAUGCCUGAGAGAGAUGUUGCUGCUUGGAAUGUGAUGCUUUUGGGUUUUUCUCAACUGGGGUUUUCGGAUAGAGUGUUUUGGAUGUUUCGCGAGAUGAGGUUUGAUGGGAUUUUGCCAGAUUCAGUUACGGUUAUGGGAGUGAGUCGAGCGAUAUUGGCUGUUAGGGAAUUGGAGUUAGCUAAAGGGGUUCAUUCGUAUGGGGUUCGUAGUGGGAUAGACAGUGAGGUUUCUGUUUCUAAUACUUGGAUAUCUUUGUAUGCUAAAUGUGGCGAUUUGGCGAUGGCUGAAUCGGAUGCUGUGGGAUGGAUUUUGUCCUGA